CACCUUACAAGUCAAAACUGCUGCUGGAAAUACGUCACAGGUCCCUUCGGCCCCAGCCCAGAUUGAUUAUUGCCUAGACCAAGGUCUACAUAGUAUUCCAACCCCCGACCUCACGCAAACCAGCCCCGCCUCGUACUGGAGCGACAUAUCUGCGGGUACCCCUCUUCGUCAACUCUAUCAUCUAACCAUAGACAACCGCAAACUACGCAUUUGCUCAAACCAGACUAUAAAUAACGCUUGUUUUUUUGGAAAAUUUAUAGUCAAAACUCUAUCGAUACACCACGCCAAUUUCGUCCGUGGCCAUGUCGCGCUACGACGCCUACGACGCUCCCGUGCGCGAGACCCGAUACUACCGGGAGGAGCGUCAUCGGGCAGAGCCUCGUUACGAACAAGACUAUCUGAGCGUCAACCCGGCCAGCAGAACCCAGCAGCUCAUCCCCCGUGUCACCCGCGAGGACAGCGAUCUCUCCAUCGAAGAGGUUCGCCGCGACUUCCCGCCUCCGGGUUAUGCCUCCAGGGACGUGCGGCGUACUCGCUCGGCCGAGCCGGGCUACGACGACGAUUAUUACUAUCGCCGCGACCACGAUAGUCGCUCCGUGAGGGACGACCCGCGCGACCACCGCAGCAGGAAGACCGGCAGCGUCUACUACGAGGAGGAGGAGCGGACGCGCAAGCGGGUCCUCAACAAGCAAGAACAGAUCAUUGCUGCUGUUGUUGGCGGUGUCAUCGCUGCCGGCGCCAAGGAGGUUUGGGAUCGCCGCGAGGCCAAAGAGAAGGGCCACGGGGAUGUCAACCGCAACUUGGCUGCCUCUGCCGCCUUGGCGGCUGGUGGUGCCUUCGCAGGUUAUCAAGGCGCCGAGGUCUACAACAAGCACGCCGCCAAGGAGGAGAAGAAAUCCACUUACGUCGUGCACAAGGGCCGCGAUGGACGCGUCGACGAGCGCUACUACUCGGACGAAGAAGAGGAUCCCAGGGACAAGAAAGGGAACAAAUCCUUCCUGGAGAGCGCUCUCGGUGCCGCCGGGCUUGGUGGGGCCAUCAAGGCCUUGACCGGCGGCGGCGAUGAUCAUCGAUCUGAAGGUCGAAGCCGCCGUGGCAGCCCGGACUCUACUCGUUCGCGUGGUGGAGGCGGCGACAAUGCCAACCGUAUGCAGAAGGCAGCCAAGGCUUCUCUCGUAGCCGGUGCAGCCGAAGCCUUCCGUGUCUCCAGGGAGCCAGGUGGCUGGAAAGGAGAAAAGAUGAAGCGCAUCCUAACUGCCGCCGCCGGUGCAGCAACCAUUGAUGCGGCUCAGAACCCCGACAAGGACAGCAAACGCCACCUGAUGGAGUCUGUUAUCGGUGGUCUCGUCGGAAAUCGUGUCCUGAACGGCUCUAGAAAGGAUAUCGAAGAAGACAGAAGGACUGGCAGGAGCCGCUCCAGGUCCCGGGCACGAUCCGACGGAGGUGGCGGUGGCGGUGGCGGUACAGGACUUGCAGCACUUGCGACGGCUGGACUAGGCGCUUUGGCCGGCAAGAAGCUCCUCGACAAGAAGGAGGAAUCGCGAAGCCGGAGCCGGCGUGGUAGCCCCGACUCUUACUACAGCCGAGACGAAUCCCCGCGCCGGCGACAACGUAGCCGAAGUCGGAGUGUUGUCGACACGGCCCGUCGCAGCUUGGCCAAGAUUGGCCUUGGCAGUGCUCCGGCCGACGACCGUUCUGACUAUGGAGGGUCGCGCGAUUCACGCAGACGUCGCGGUCAAAGCCCAGGCGACAGAUACGAUGAUGACUACGAUGCCCGAGGAGCUUACAUGAGAGGCGGCCGGGGCGACGAGCACGACGAUAGAUCGGCUAGAGGCGGUGGUAGACGCCGAAGCAGGUCAGUCGGACGAGGAAGCCGUCGCUCGAGCUCGGUAUCUAGCAGCGACCUAGGCGACUCCGACGAGGAUGAGAAGAGAGCAAAGAAGAUGAAAGACCGGCGUCGACGCCACGACCGCUAAAAGAAAAAGUGAUUGCUUGUGGCUUGUUUAGGAAACAAUCCUUGUGCGGCUUUUCUAGAACGGGGGGG
Truncatella angustata is the source of this 2044-nucleotide messenger RNA. RefSeq lists its product as uncharacterized. Lineage: Eukaryota; Fungi; Ascomycota; Sordariomycetes; Amphisphaeriales; Sporocadaceae. The transcript has 2 exons. The record is from RefSeq and is a predicted model, not a curated record. Bases 303 to 1976 code for a protein of 557 amino acids.